AUGGACCCUUCUGCGAGCGGCUCCGACCCUACGGUGCCACUUGUGGCCUUCACAAACUCGUCUUUACCCACUGGAGGAGACAGCAGGCUAGAUAACCUCAAUGUCUUUUACAAUGCGGGCGAUAUCGCGUGGAUGCUCACAUCAACGGCCCUCGUGCUUCUCAUGAUUCCCGGUGUUGGCUUCUUCUAUUCCGGUCUGGCACGUAGGAAGUCGGCCUUGUCGCUGCUAUGGCUCUCCGUCAUGGCGACGGCAGUCGUCUCUUUCCAGUGGUUCUUCUGGGGCUACUCGCUCGCCUUCUCGCACAACGCGGGCAAAUUCAUCGGUGACCUCGACAACAUCGGCCUCAGGAACGUGCUUGGCUACCCUUCGGUUGGCAGUCCGCGUAUUCCUGAUCUGCUUUUCUGCGUCUACCAGGGCAUGUUCGCUGCUAUCACGGUCGCUCUCGCCGUCGGUGCUGUUGCCGAGCGAGGAAGAAUGCUCCCAUGUAUAAUAUACAUGUUCAUCUGGACGACCGUGAUCUACGACCCUAUUGCGUGCUGGACCUGGAACCCCAAAGGCUGGACCUUCCUAUUGGGUGGACUUGAUUUCGCAGGUGGAACUCCUGUCCAUAUUGCCUCCGGCACCGCAGCACUCGCCUAUUCCUACAUGCUCGGCAAGCGUCGAGGCCACGGCACGCAAGAGCUGAACUACCGACCUCACAAUGUCACGCACAUCGUGAUCGGCACCGUGUUCCUUUGGGUCGGGUGGUUCGGCUUCAAUGCUGGGUCCGCCCUGUCUGCUAAUCUGCGUGCUGUCAUGGCAGCCGUGGUUACCAACCUUGCUGCUUGCACGGGCGGUAUCACUUGGUGCCUCGUCGAUUAUCGACUUGAGCGCAAGUGGUCCACCGUUGGCUUCUGCUCGGGCGUCAUCGCCGGCCUGGUCUGUAUAACACCCGGAUCGGGAUUCGUGCCUGCCUGGGCCGCCGUCAUCUUUGGUGUAGUCGGAGGUGUUGCGUGCAACUACGCUACAAAGCUCAAGUACUUCCUUCGCUGCGACGAUGCUCUCGAUAUCUUCGCUGUGCACGCCGUUGGUGGUCUCUGUGGCAAUAUUCUGACCGCUUUCUUUGCAGCUGACUACAUUGCUCAUUUGGAUGGCUACACGGUCAUCCCCGGCGGCUGGCUCAACCAGCACUACAUGCAGCUGGGCUACCAGCUCGCCGAUUCCGUCUCCGGCGGAGCAUACAGUUUCGCAGGAACCUGCCUUAUCCUCGGCGCCCUCGACUUCAUCGGCAAAUUCCUCCCCAUCUUCAAGCUCCGCGUAAGCGACGAAGACGAAGUCCUAGGUCUCGAUGACGUCGAAAUCGGCGAGUUUGCUUACGACUACGUCGAGCUCACGCGCGAGGUUGCCAGUGCCGACGACGUCGACGAGGGCCUCUCCACACACUCCCUCGAGCAGCACGCUUCCAACAUGGGCAUGCACGAGAAGAACCAGGAGAGCGUGGACUCGAGUCACCAGUUGGCUGAGUGGGCUCAUCGUGCAUAA
Molecule: messenger RNA, 1521 nt
Organism: Didymosphaeria variabile
Lineage: Eukaryota; Fungi; Ascomycota; Dothideomycetes; Pleosporales; Didymosphaeriaceae
Gene: AMT1
Product: ammonium transporter Amt1
Exons: 5
Coding region: 1-1521 (506 amino acids)
Biological process (GO): ammonium transmembrane transport
Cellular component (GO): plasma membrane
Molecular function (GO): ammonium channel activity
Source: RefSeq, a predicted model, not a curated record